UUUGAGACGAUUGAGUCGCAGACGAGCACUACCGGUGCGGUCGAUAUCAUCACCGAUACCACGAAUGAGAGGCCGAAACCGGACGCGAGGAUCAAAGACAUUGAGAUCAAAAAUAAUAAUAAGAAUUGUAACCGGGUCAAGUGUUUGUGGCCGGGCUGUUCACUGGAAUUCCGCGACAAAUACAACCUAUCGGUACAUAUGGUGAGACAUACGGGCGAGAAGUCCUUCCACUGCCGGAGUGCCGGCUGUCAGAAGACGUACGCGACGAAAGCGGCGCUCGACGUCCACUACAACACCCACUCAGACAACCGGCGCUUCAAAUGUACAUUUAGGUAA
Molecule: messenger RNA, 336 nt
Organism: Oppiella nova
Lineage: Eukaryota; Metazoa; Arthropoda; Arachnida; Sarcoptiformes; Oppiidae
Source: the annotation of a GenBank genome assembly